Molecule: messenger RNA, 832 nt
Organism: Cherax quadricarinatus
Lineage: Eukaryota; Metazoa; Arthropoda; Malacostraca; Decapoda; Parastacidae
Source: RefSeq, a predicted model, not a curated record
AUGUCGCAGUUAAGUGGAUCAUUUGACCUAAAGUGUCUAGACUUCAUCAAGCUUUUGGUGCAGUUAAGUUUGCCAGGUUGUACCUUGUGCACACUCAGUCGUCGAGAGUUGGAACUUUACUAUUACAUGCCUGGAGACAUGUUCAGAGUUUUCCCUGUUCUCCUAAUAUCUUCAUUGCCCUUUGGACAGAAUAUUGCUUUUCCUAUUGGAUACUGGUUUCCUCGUUACCUGUUGUCACGCCAUUUUUGGGACAUUCAGCAGCGCCAUGAUUUUGCAGUAUUAGCCUUAAAAGAAAGGCUCUACAAUGCUCGUCCAGUCUUCAGAUCAUUGCAAGCUGUUCUUUAUACAAUAAAUGAUCACAAAUAUCAAGAGAAAUGUAGAACAGCUUUUUACAAACUUGGUUCAGGAAUUCAUCCAACUACCAAUGAAAUAGUUUCUCUUUUACCAUUAUUCCAAGACGAUCCAUUCCACAUCAGUAGGAUCUCAUCAACCCAUGUGAAUGGAUUGCUAAGGCUUCAUGGGAGAUCAGUUUGGGGAAGACGCCGCAACCGAUUGAAGGACCAUGCACAUAUUCUGCAUUGCAUUGAUGCUGCUUUAUCAAGGGAAGGAUUUGAUUCACUGAAUCAUGACCAGCUGAAAUCAUGUUUAUUUCUUCGAGGUUUAAACCCAACCAAUAUGAGCACAGUAGCCAUGAUGGAGUUCCUUGAGAGUUGGCUUCAAGUGUCACAGGUUGUUGAUGCUUCAUCUUAUUCUCUGCUUCUUCACUUACCCAUUUUACUGACUUACAACCAACCUUCUAAUAUUGUUUUGAUAUACUAAUGAUAUGCACACC